Messenger RNA from Amaranthus tricolor (Joseph's coat), 2011 nucleotides. Its product is annotated as cyclin-dependent kinase C-1-like. The record is from RefSeq and is a predicted model, not a curated record. Gene Ontology annotation, molecular function: cyclin-dependent protein serine/threonine kinase activity; ATP binding; RNA polymerase II CTD heptapeptide repeat kinase activity. The coding region runs from base 85 to 1593 and encodes 502 amino acids. Gene Ontology annotation, biological process: positive regulation of transcription elongation by RNA polymerase II; protein phosphorylation. Gene Ontology annotation, cellular component: nucleus; cyclin-dependent protein kinase holoenzyme complex. The transcript is spliced from 12 exons. NCBI's taxonomy places the organism in Eukaryota, Viridiplantae, Streptophyta, Magnoliopsida, Caryophyllales, Amaranthaceae.
GUCAAUGACUUGUCAAAAACUCAAAAAUAUACUUCACUUGUAUUGCAAUUGCAAUCGAGAAAGGAGGAGAGCAAAUCAAAGAGGAUGACAGUUGCUGAAUUGGGACAGCUGAAUCUCGACCAACUUCCCCCAUCUCUUGGUGUAUCUCGUACUGUCGAUUGCUACCAAAAUUUGGAGCAAAUUGGCGAAGGAACUUAUGGACAGGUAUACAUGGCCAAAGAAGUCUCGACCGGGGAAACUGUUGCUUUGAAAAGAAUAAGGAUAGAGAAUGAGAAAGAGGGGUUUCCUAUCAGUGCUAUCAGGGAAAUUAAAACUUUGGCUAAGUUGAAGCAUGAGAACAUAGUAAAAUUAAAAGAGGUUGUGGUAUCUCAAGGUCCAGAUAGCAGUAAGGAACUGGCUGCAACUAGAGAUAGUUUGGGUAAUAAGUACAAUGGUGGUGUAUACUUGGUGUUUGAGUACAUGGACCAUGACUUAACAGGCCUCUCAGAUCGUCCUGGCCUGAGAUUUACUGUACCGCAGAUUAAGUGCUAUAUGAAGCAACUGCUAACUGGGCUCCAUUACUGUCAUGCCAAUAAUGUACUUCAUCGGGAUAUCAAAGGGGCUAAUGUUCUGCUAAAUAAUAAUGGAAGCUUAAAGCUCGCAGAUUUUGGGCUUUCAUGCUCCCUAUUUAAUCCUCAUAAAGAAGAACUUACUAAUCGUGUAGUCACUUUGCCAUACAGACCUCCUGAGUUAUUGCUAGGAGCCACAAGUUAUGGGCCCGCAGUUGACAUAUGGUCUGCUGGUUGCAUUUUUGCGGAGCUUUUGCAUGGGAAACCCAUUAUGUUUGGGAAAAGUGAGCCAGAGCAAUUGCAUAAAAUCUUUGAGCUUUGUGGAAGUCCUGACGAAGGAAACUGGCCUGGUGUUUCCAAGAUCCGCUGGUAUAAUAAUUUCAAGCCUGUGAGGCCCAUGCGUAGGCGUUUACGAGAGGUUUUCAGACAUUUUGAUGCACACGCUCUUGAUUUGCUAGACAAAAUGUUAAUUCUUGAUCCUGCAAAGAGGAUUUCUGCAAACGAUGCACUUGCUGCUGAAUAUUUCUGUAUGGAACCGCUACCUUGUGAUCCAAAGAGCUUGCCCAAAUAUGAGGCAUCACACGAAUUCCAAACAAAGAGGAAGAGACAAGAGCAGCGUUUGAUCGAGGAAACUGCAAGAAAACUGAACUUGGCUCACCCACCACCUCAUGCCCGUCUUCCACCUAUCCAACAGAGUGGGCAUGUCUUCCAAGAUCGCAACCACUCCGUGAACCAGUUGCAACAACUACGGCCCUCUGGACCUAGCAAUGUGUAUGGCAAUCCUCUUGUUGACGCAGGAUUGCCAAACAGGUAUCCUCCAAGUGGAAAUUUGACUGCUGCAUUUAACCCACCCCUUGCUGUCCCGGCUCAAGCUAGUGGUACUUCAACAGCACCAUAUCCUCACGUGCGACCUGGCCAGUAUGCUACGGGUAAUAUGGCUAGUCGAUCAACAGCUACUAGUUACCCUGCAGGACCUCCUGGGUUUUCACAUCGGUUUUCAAAUCUUCCUAGUAGCCAAAAUCAGCAAUUUGUCUGGCAACAAUGAGGAUCAUGUGGGUUUGACAGAGUUUCUUUGUAAUCAACAUAGUGAUUAAGGAUGUGAAGUCUCAUGACGCUGAAUUAGUGAGCCAGAUUGUGAGGAAUUAGCUCACUUGUACAGUUAGAUAAGUCUCAAUAUGAUUUUCUUUAGAAUGUAGUCUCAAUUUUUUUAUCAGCUGUAAUGACUUAUAUUAGUAGAUUUGGAAAAUUAGUGCACUAAUUGUACUAAUUGUAGUAGAGUAAUAUUGCAUAUAUCCCAUGGACCCAAUGUCAUGAGAUAAUGAGAAUAUGAGAUAUCAUAUAAGCUAAGUUUGUUUUUCUCGCAAUUGAUUUGUAACGUACAUAAUCACAAAUGGACCAAUAUUUAUGAAUGGGAAAGGUUUUUAAAGGUUCCAAACUUUCAAUCAUCCUGACACUAUAAGAAC